Molecule: messenger RNA, 2002 nt
Organism: Helianthus annuus (common sunflower)
Lineage: Eukaryota; Viridiplantae; Streptophyta; Magnoliopsida; Asterales; Asteraceae
Product: MLO-like protein 8
Exons: 15
Coding region: 227-1840 (537 amino acids)
Biological process (GO): defense response
Cellular component (GO): membrane
Source: RefSeq, a predicted model, not a curated record
UCCAUCCAUCCAUCCAUCCACAUAUAAUUUAUUCUCCACCGACUCCGAACACUCCGCCAUUACUGCUCGAUCACAACUUCAUCACUACCAAUAAACUAAUCAUAUUCUUUUCUUUCAACCAACUAAUUCAUUCAUACAUGUAAAACCAAUGUCUCAUUCAUAAACCUUAAUUAGUUCUGCUCUCUAAAUCAUCAAAAAAUCGUAUAUCUAACUGUUUUGUUUGAAAAUGGCGGGAGAUACGAGUGAGGGUACACGACAACUUGAUCAAACUCCCACUUGGGCCGUUGCUGGAGUUUGUACCAUCAUCAUCAUUAUCUCCAUUGCUUUGGAGAAGCUUCUUCACAAACUUGGAAAGUUUUUCACAGAAAAGCGGAAGAAAGCUAUGUUUGAAGCAUUGGAGAAGGUUAAAGCUGAAUUGAUGGUUCUGGGGUUUAUUUCGUUAAUAUUGACUUUUAGUCAAUAUUACAUUGCCAAAAUAUGCAUCCCCGAUAAAGUAGCUGAUACAAUGCUGCCAUGUCCGGCGAGGAAUAAAUCUGAGAAAGGAGGAGAAGUGAGCCACAGAUUGCUUCUUUCGAAUGAUGGGCGUAGAACUUUAGCCGAAUCCUUGAGUUCCACUUGUGAAAAGGGUAAAGUACCGAUAAUAACCGUUGAUGGACUGCACCAACUGCACAUACUUAUAUUCUUUCUUGCUGUUUUACAUGUGGCUUACAGUGCUGUUACUAUGGCUCUUGGAAGGCUAAAGAUCCGUGGCUGGAAGCAAUGGGAAGAGGAAACUUCAUCCCAUAACUAUGAAUUUUCCAAUGAUCCUACAAGAUUCAGGCUUACCCACGAGACGUCUUUUGUGAAAGCUCAUACAAGUUUCUGGACUAGAUCUCGUUUCUUCUUUUACAUUGGAUGUUUCUUUCGACAGUUUUUCAGGUCCGUUAGCAAGUCUGACUACUUGACCGUGCGAAAUGGGUUCAUAAAUGUUCAUUUAGCUCGUGGGAGUAAAUUUAACUUCCAAAAGUAUAUUAAGAGGUCACUAGAGGACGAUUUCCAAGUGGUUGUAGGGAUUAGUCCCAUACUCUGGGCAUCCUUUGUGACUUUCUUGCUCCUCAAUGUUAGUGGAUGGCAAGCGAUGUUUUGGGCAUCAAUACUUCCUUUGAUUGUUAUCUUAGCAGUUGGAACAAAACUUCAAGCUAUAUUGACCAAAAUGGCCCUUGAAAUCACUGAAAGACACGCGGUUGUUCAAGGGAUCCCACUCGUGCAAGCGUCCGACAAAUAUUUUUGGUUCUCGAAACCUCAUUUAAUGCUACAUCUUAUUCACUUUGUUCUCUUUCAGAAUGCAUUUCAGAUAACAUACUUCUUCUGGAUAUGGUAUGAAUACAAGAUCGGUUCUUGCUUUCAUGAUAAUAUCAAACUCGUGAUCGUGAAACUACUUAUCGGGUUCGGGGUACUUGUAUUAUGCAGCUACAUAACACUUCCGCUAUACGCCCUUGUAUCCCAGAUGGGAUCACACAUGAAAAAAUCCAUCUUUGAUGAACAAACAUCCAAAGCCUUGAAGAACUGGCGGAUGGCGGCCGUGAAGAAAAAGCGUGGAGGCGGCAGCGUAGGCAGCAAUUCCCCGCGAUCUGUGGUGUCAUCGCCUAGCCGGUUCAAGACUACUGGCCACUCCCCGCAAUCUAUGGGGUACGAAGGGGCUGAUUUUUCACCAGAACAAUCUGCCACACACUUAAUAAACGUACAGGUCGAUCACCAGACGGAUAACAAGAUCGAUUCUAGUACUCCUAGACAGCGCGAUCUAAACAUGAAGAACGAAGAUGAUUUCUCUUUUGAUAAGCCUAUGCCAUUGUCGUCAUAGAAGUAGACGAUGGGUUAAUUUAGUCCGUAUUUGGAGGCUAUAUUUCCCGCUUAUAGUAACGUAUAAUUCUUUUCAUAUUAUAAUCACAGUUCAUGAGUGUCUAAUACGUUCUCUAUUGUCUAUAUCAUUUUUAGUGAUAUAAAGUUACUAGAUCCGAUAAUA